Molecule: messenger RNA, 1521 nt
Organism: Macrosteles quadrilineatus (aster leafhopper)
Lineage: Eukaryota; Metazoa; Arthropoda; Insecta; Hemiptera; Cicadellidae
Product: androgen-dependent TFPI-regulating protein-like
Exons: 6
Coding region: 109-837 (242 amino acids)
Cellular component (GO): membrane; endomembrane system
Source: RefSeq, a predicted model, not a curated record
AGCAGAUAGUGCAGUGCAGUGGCACGUCAAUAACCUACUUUGCCACGACCAAGACCAGCCAGCCACACCAUAACCUGACCACGGAAACAGAACUGCUGUCGCUUCGAGAUGGCAGUCACAAGUCUACUUUAUCAUGUAACUGUUGUCGGCUACUUCAUGGUGGUCACUCACUGGAUGAAAGAGAACAUGCUGGAGUUCAAACCUGAGGAGAUAAAUGAUCCAGUGGUACGUCAUGUCAAAAGGUUUUCGCUGCGAUAUCUUACCAACUGGACUUUUACUCUGCAAACUAUAUACUUUCUCGUGGCUCUCGUAGAAGAUGUGUUGAGUGUUUUCAAAGGACAAGAAAGAUUAAAGGAUAAAGUAAAUAAGUUUAAGAACUACUUCUUCACAGUACUGGUGGCACCAAUGGCUUUGUUGGUCUCAAUAGUUUUCUGGGGUAUUUGGUCCGUAGACCGCAACCUCAUAUUCCCCACAGUAUUGGACAAGUACCUGCCUCCUUGGAUCAACCAUUCUCUCCACACUACCACCUCAGUUGUAGUCUUGCUGGAGAUGUAUCUCUGUUUUCAUAAAUAUCCUUCAUUCAAACCUGCGCUGCUUGGAAUUACACUGUACUUGCUCUGCUACUCACUCUGUCUGAUGCUGACCUAUUACCAGAGCGGUGCUUGGCUCUACCCUGUGUUUAAAACCCUUAACUGGACCCUAAGGAUAACAUUCUGUUUAGCAACAUACGUUCUAGCAAUCGCUCUCUACGGAGCUCAAUACUUCCUCAACAAAGUUUUUUGGGAUGAGAAAGCUGCCACUAAGAAAGCACCCAAGAAGAAACACAAAAAACACUAAUUGAUUGAUACCUAUUUGUUUUAACUACAAGACACAGUCAUUCCAUUACAUUCUCAUUCCAUGCUAAUUAGUUACCUAAAUUUAAAAAUAGUUAAUUGAGCUAUAACUUGUAUAAAAAUAGUCUAGAUUGAAAGAAUAUUUGUACUUACAUUUAAUACUUCGCAGAUACGCGUCCGGUAACCGGACGUGGAUUAGGCGUCCGGCAGUUACUGUCAUAACCUAACCUAACCAACCAAACUUGCUGAUAGUGAAAAAAAUCAAAUGAAGGUUCAAUUCUCUUCAUAACAUAAAAUUAUAAAUGCCCAAAAUUCUAACAAAAGAUGUACAGUUAAGAAGAAAUUACAUUCAAAGCAAAAUCUGUGACAAAAAGUCAAAGUUACCAUUAGGUUUCGAACCGGUGACCUCUGGCAUAUCAGUCAAGCACUCUAUCCACUACACCACGAACACUGAUGACUGAACAUCGUAUCAUUGUGGUAAUGGCGUUCCGGGACCCCCUACCGGACGCCUAAUCCACGUCUGGUUACCGGACGCCUAAUCCACGUCUGGUUACCGGACGCGUAUCCUCUGUGUUAAUACUUACUUACAGAUCAUUUGAAAUGUUUACAAAAUAAAGAAUCAUAUUUAUUUGUGGUGUAAGCAAAGUGAUACUGUAAAUGAAAUUAAGUAAUCUAACUUUUGUUAUAC